AUGGCUAAUCCUACGCCGCGCUUUGCUGAUAUGGUCAUCAAUGCCAAAGCACAGGUUAUACGAAUUUUCCGGAUUUGGGUACUCGUAGCUCCAACAAAUCCAGUACCUGGCCAGAGCGUCAUCACACAUACCGCAGGAAGUACAUGGCGCGGUAUUCCACCAGCAAACAGUGUUAUGGCCGUCGGGGCCGAAGGUGUAGUACACCUCUGGUGUAGGGUCAACAAUGCCACCGGCAUCAUCGAGGAUCGGGUCGUUGUCAAACAUGUGGUAUCUGGUCAGCUACGUUAUCAGGAUCCUGUCAACUGGGUCAAUGGCCAGGUGGGAGGAGAACCUCUGGAAUGUCGUAACGCCAACCUUGUCUGGGCAGCCAUGCCUGUGGCCGAUCGUCAGCAUAUCCAAUCAUGCUUGGGCUGGGGAGAUGUGGUCCAGCCAGGCGUGGUUCCACAAACUUACCAGUACAAGCUUUAUCACGAGUACUGUCCCCACAGCAGUCUGAACAGGGUUAUGAAGAACCAGCCAAAGAGAAAGAAGAAGGGUGCCNAUCAAAAGGGAAACAUCUUCUUUGGUCCCGAACAUCCCACCACAUUCCAAGCUUACCCAGUGCUCAAGGUAAGUAAGAACAUGAAGUUCUCCUGGAGAAGAGAAUUGACACUCUUGUGCAGGNUGGCCGACUUUGGCAGUUCCCGCGAAAUCACCAAUCAAGUGAGAAACCGCGGUCUGAUCGUCCAGGAUGAUCCGGUCUGUUUGACAUAUGCUGCACCCGAGAAUACAUGGGUCUAUCCAAUACCCGCCGGUCAGCCACUCACUUGGGAAGCUCCAGGCAUGAGAAUUACCAAGAGGACAAACAUAUACCAAGUCGGUCUCAUAAUGGCGAGUGCGAUAAGAUUGAUUUCGCCGCUGCCGGAGAACAACUGGAGAGAGCAGCCACCAAACUACAAUAUCCCCGCAGCAGAUCAAUUGCACCAUGACCCAGCUGCGAUAGGUGUGCUAGAACUGCCACUAGCCAAACUGAACCCAGGACCGAAAAAAUACAGCAACGAACUUAUCAGUCUGGUUGCGUGGUGUCUGAGACACCGGAACGUGGAUCGGCCUAUAUCAGCUACCUUGUUGAACCGUAUUCGGCAGCAUGCAAAUUUUCAAGGGAUGGACGCAGUAACAUUGCCUGUGCUUGCUGCCAUGAAAAGCCUUUGCAUUGACCUCAACCAGGAUAAAUACACGAUCAACACGCUGUUCUAA
Molecule: messenger RNA, 1236 nt
Organism: Aureobasidium vineae
Lineage: Eukaryota; Fungi; Ascomycota; Dothideomycetes; Dothideales; Saccotheciaceae
Source: the annotation of a GenBank genome assembly